This is a messenger RNA of Cylindrotheca closterium, 1230 nucleotides long. Lineage: Eukaryota; Bacillariophyta; Bacillariophyceae; Bacillariales; Bacillariaceae. The record is from the annotation of a GenBank genome assembly.
AUGUUGGACAAUCCGUAUCAAGUACUUGGCCUUUCUCAAGAUGCAUCUGAAAGUGAUAUCAAGAAAGCAUACCACAAGGAAGCUCUCAACUAUCACCCCGAUCGCCAGGCCAACAAGGAAAACAAGGACGAAGAUGCCAUUACAAAAUUUGCGGCGAUUAAAGAGGCUUAUGAAAUCUUGACCGAUCCUGUCAAGCGCUACGAUUGGCGACAGGCACACGAAAAUGGAAAACGAACAACUCCCAAAUCACCGCCAGAACCCGCUCGUGAACACGAGAAUGGCAAUGGAACACCCAGAACAUCAAGGGCACCUCCUCGUCGAGAGAAUGGUAACCGAAAUUCCGCCCCAGCAAAACCAGCGAAGGCCCCUUCUAGUCCCAGAGGCAGUGCCCGAUCGACAGCGCAAUCCAAUUCUGAUCAUGGCACAAAUCCGGUGUCCAACUCGAGCAAACGAGCCGAAUUCAUGGACAAGAAACAUCAGGCUCAAUAUGAAAGUACCAGAUCUUCCUUUGCUUCGCCAAUGAGUGCGAGACGAAAGCGACAGAGUCAUUCUCCGCCGCCAUCGACCAUACAUACCCCCAGGGCAUCCGUACGAUCGUCCUCAAGGCAUCAUACAAGUUCCUCUCCGGAAGGGCGGGGCAAGCGACGUGUGAGAUCGAAUAGUGCCAAUACUAGACGAGCCAACAAUGCCCAUCGCAUGUCCCAAACACCAUUCUCUGCAGCAGCGGCCGCCCCAAGAAGAACUAUUGGACGCAUGUCACGGCAUGAGAUGCCGCAACCGCCGCUUUCUUCAGGAGCCACCGCUCAGCAACGAAAGACUGUGGGACGGAUGCCACAUCAGAUGCCACAGCCGCCACUAUCAGCUUCAUCUCACCGAAUAUCGCUUGAAGUACCCCACGGUGCUCCUUGGCAAAACGUUACUAUGACAACCCCCAAAGGCCCGGUCUUGCGACAAUCUGUAAGGAGCAAAUCACCCCAGCCCGCUCCACGUGGCCAUAUGCCUGCACCUCCACUCCAUAGGGAUGUGCACCGUAGUCGCCAUUCGACCCACACUGCACCAGUGCGGAGGAACUCAUUGGAUCAUGGUACCCACGGUCGCCACAAGCACAGACCACCCAUGCGAAAGAGUUCGUUGGAUGGUUCCCCUCGGAAGGUCAACAAGAUCAGAGGAAAGUCCCAGCCUCCUCCUCCACCUCGAGAACGUUUCUUUGGAAUCAAGUUACCACAAUAG